Molecule: messenger RNA, 2576 nt
Organism: Pocillopora verrucosa
Lineage: Eukaryota; Metazoa; Cnidaria; Anthozoa; Scleractinia; Pocilloporidae
Source: RefSeq, a predicted model, not a curated record
GGAAGGAAGAUGAAAUAUUUGCAGACAAGCUAGCUCGUUUAUGUUGUGAUCAUUUCAACAAGUUGAACAAGAAGGGAAAACCUCAAAUAGAUGGCGAGUGGACUUUGUUGGCUGCUAUUGUGCUUGUUCAGCAAAGAGGUUAAAACAUUUAAACCUAUUAUUUCUGAAAUGAAAUAACCAUUUGGUGCUAAACUAUUUACCUUUAUUUAAUACCUAUGUUUUUCGGAUAAGCAUGGCUAAUGAAAUUAAGGGAUCAACCCGGAAGGCUUGGAACAAAUCUGAAGAGUUUGCCACGCAGAUCUACAGGGUCGGAAAAUGCUAAGAGUACAACGCAUAAAUUUCUCCUGCUAAAUUCUAGUGGCCUGAGCGAAUUUCAUUCAGAUGCUUAACUUCAUUCUCUUGCUCCUAUGUUUUUUUUUUUAACAAAAACCCUGUUUGCGAGUGUCGACAGAUUCCACUUCGGCACGUUACAAGAUUUCAAGGCAAAGGCUUCGCAGACUUUUCUUUCUUAUAGUUUACCUCUGGGAAUCAGUUCUUUAUCCAUCGUAUGCAGGUUAAUUAUGAUUUAUUUCUUAAAUUUAUUAAUGAUAUGUAGUAGUUCAAAUACUAUAGAUGACGAUGACAACUCAACAACAAAAUAUUCCAUGGAGGUGGUUGCAAUGGGAACUGGUUCUAAAUGCAUAGGAAGAAACAGAAUGAACAAUCAAGGAACUAUUUUAAAUGACAGCCAUGCAGAAGUUAUUGCCAGGAGAAGUUUUCUCAGGUAUCUUUACCGGCAGUUAUGGUAUGUUUAUAAAGAGGAGAAAAGUAUAUUUGUUUUCCAAGAGGAAAGUUAUUUAUGCAAGCUUAAAGAUGGAGUGUCCUUUCAUCUUUUUACUUCCCAUACACCUUGUGGUGAUGCUUCAAUCUUUCCAAAAGCAGAAGAUGAUACUUUGGUAGUUUCAGGAUUACAAAGUCAAAGCCUUAAGUCUGGAAAGAGAAAAUGUCACUCACCCUCUGAAAUUGUCACACCCAUGGAUUCCUCAAAGAAAAUCUGUCUUGAAAAGAAAACAACCAAUGAUUUAAGCUCUGACAUUCUGAUUGAAACCUCUAUUGUAUCAUCAACUGUGCAAAUCUUUUCUCAAGAAGCUACUGGCAUGCAUAGUAGUAACCACACAAGUGAAACCUCAGCAGAAUUUUCAUUGUACCUAUCAGACUCACAAUCAAAAUGUGAAGACCUAAAAAAUUUCACCAUCAACUGUAAGGAACAAAAAGCAAAUGGAACACAAACAGAUCCUGUGAGUAUAAAUAAUGAUGAGACUGGACAUGUGGUGGCCAAUGUCAAUCAGAUACAAAAUAAUGGUAAACAGUACAAGGAUGUGCAUAGAACAGGAGCAAAGUGUGUGCCAGGAGGUGAGCAGGAUCUUCUUCAACCUGGCAUUGGAUACCAUACUGUGGGUAUUUUACGCACUAAACCAGGGCGUGGAGAUCCUACAUUAUCAAUGUCAUGCAGUGACAAAAUAAUGAAAUGGAAUGUUCUUGGUAUCCAAGGAGCUCUGCUGUCUUACUUUUUAACAACUCCAGUGUACCUGUCAUCCAUUGUGGUUGGUAUGUGCCCCUAUGAUGGCACUGCUAUGAAGAGAGGAAUCUUUGAACGCACUUUAUCUGUAUCAUUGGACUUGUAUAGUGAAUUUUGUCAUCAUAAGCCCAAGACCUUUCAAGCAGAUGUGCAGUUUGAACACAGCAAAUAUAAAGUCAUGGAACAAAGUCAGAGUAAAGUAUCUUCAUCCUCAACAGCUAUUAUUUGGAUUAAAGAUCCCUUCUACCAUGAAAUUUCUGUUAAUGGACUUCGACAGGGCGUUACUAAAAAGAACCUCUCAUCACCAAAAGCAAGGUAUUUAAGAAAAAUCCACGCUUUUUUUAUUAGAACCUGCAUUUGUAAAGCAAGUCUGUUUGAGACAUUCAAAGCUCUGGUUGGUAGCAUUCCUGUCUGGAAGCUUCCGUCCUCAUUAAGGCAAAAGAAAAUAACAAGCUACCACAAUGCAAAGAGACAAGCUUCAAUAUAUAAUGCUGUCAGGGAAAAAUUCCUCAUUGCAUUUCCAACUUGGUGCCUGAAGCCUGACAACCUAUCAAAUUUCACUGGAUCAGAAUGAAAAAAUAAAGAACUUUCGUGGUUCUUAGCCAUGCUAGCUGCAACUUGUAGGAGAUAUGGAUUAUUUGUGGUCAUUACUCAAAAUUUGUAUAGUCAUUUAGCCGAUUGGCCACUGUCACUAGUGUCAAGAGAAUGAAUCAGUUUUAUUCUGUUAAUAGUUGCACAGUAAUCAAAAUAACACGAAUAUUAAGAAGCUGGAGUACACAUAAGAAAUUUAAGCAAACCCGAAGACAGCAUUCUAUUCAACCUCAUAAACAAAUUCAGCCAAGGAUACUGGAUUUCAUAUUUCUGUUUUUCUCUGGCUGAAGAUUGAGUGGUAGUAUACAUUGUGCAUAUACCUGUAUUUACAAAAUCGCAGUUUUGUUGUUAUGCUAAUUUACAAUCCAUACUUUUUAUCACAGCUCCAAUGUACCUGAUUGAUCCUACAAUAAAACACUGAAAUCUA